AUGAUCAAGGAAGAGAUCUCUAGCAAGGAGGAUAAGAUGGUUCAUUAUUUCCUACAUGUUGUCUCUCUAUUGUUCUCUUCAUUUGAACUUGAUACGAAGUCUGUUGUUGAUAUUAGAACCAGGGUGUUAGAGGAAAAGAUUGUAGCAACGCAAGCUUGUGGGUUGUUUGUUCUGAUUACAAAGAGUAUUUAUGUCCUACAUUUGGAAGAGUCUCGUGGAUAUUUGAUAUGGUCUACUGGUUAUUUCCAUGAAGAUACAUUAAGGGUUGCUGAUACGGCUGUUAAGAUGAGCGUGUGGGCUGCAAAGCAAAGAGAUGUGUGGGUUAAUGAACAUGGCGGUACAAAGAACAUGAUGAAAAGAACCGAAGAUGGGUUAAAGCUGAAAGAGACGGAUGAUGAACAGCAGCAACAGGAGAAGUUUGAGGGAUUUGUUGUCUCUUUUCUCGGGUUGCUUUGGGUUUACCUCUCCUAUUUGCCUCUACACGUGAUCGAGAUGACAAGAGUGACUCAUUCUUUUCUUCACCUUGAGGACAAGGUGAAAGUUUGGGCCGCCGGUAUUGUUAAGCCCAACUAA
This is a messenger RNA of Lactuca virosa, 573 nucleotides long. Lineage: Eukaryota; Viridiplantae; Streptophyta; Magnoliopsida; Asterales; Asteraceae. The record is from the annotation of a GenBank genome assembly.